UUAACACGAACGCCAUUCUCUCUCUCUCUCUCCCUCCUUGCACUGUUUUCUUCUCAGUCAGUCAAUUUUCGUCCAUCGCCGAAGCCCCUAAUCGGGUUUUUCCUCCGUCCCGGGAUUUCUAGGGUUUUGCCCCGAUUCGUCGGCGCCCCCGGCCAAUCGCUCCCCCGGCGCCGCGCCGAUUCGCCUUCGCCGCCGCCGCCGCCGCCGCUUGUCGGUUCCCAUUGCGGUUUUCCGUUUCGUUCCGUCGAUCGGGGUCGGCAGCCAUGCGCGCGCGCCCGGUCUCGGCGAGAGGAUCGGAUGGCGGAGGAGUGUAGCUCUGAUCUCGAUUGCUUGAUUUGCUGGUUCUCCUGAAAAUUGGAUUGAUAUGGUGCGCGUUUCCAGAUAGUAUUUACUGCUCCCUUUUAAGCAGUAUUGAUGAGGAAAAAGAGGAAGGGAAGUGAAGCCGACGUGUCCACUCAGCUGCUGGAACUGUCGAGAUCUGCCCAUGAUUUGCAGUCGUCAAAUCUGAGGUCUCAUUAUUCGUUGGAAGAUUAUACGAGGCUGAAGAAGAGGUGCAAAGAGGAUGCAGGCGCAGAACCUAUUGCUUCCUGUAAAAGUAGGCUGGCAGGCAUCGCCACAGCUCCGCCUUGUGGCAGCUCGUCCUUGGUUGCUCCUGGGAGAGGUCUAAAGAGGAAGAUAGGAUGUAUAGACGUUGCUACCCGAAUGGGUCGGAAGAAGAAGAUCGAGGAUGAUUACAUUUCAGGUGACACAAUUGGCCAAGGAAAAUUUGGUUCUGUUUGGCUCUGUAGGUCUAGGGACAGUGGUGUGGAAUUUGCCUGUAAGACUUUGAAGAAAGGAGAGGAUACAGUUCACCGGGAAGUGGAGAUAAUGCAGCAUUUAUCGGGCCAUCCCGGGGUUGUGACAUUGCUGGCAGUGUAUGAGGAGCCAGAUGCUUUUCACCUUGUGAUGGAGUUAUGCUCUGGGGGACGUUUGAUUGAUCAGAUGGUGAAGGAAGGUCCCUUUUCAGAGCAGCGGGCUGCAAAUAUAUUGAAGGAAGUUAUGCUUGUCAUCAAAUAUUGUCAUGAAAUGGGUGUUGUUCACAGAGAUAUCAAGCCCGAAAAUAUCCUGCUUACAACCUUAGGAAAGUUAAAGCUUGCAGAUUUUGGACUGGCCAUGAGAUUCUCUUCUGGUCAGAGCUUAAUAGGUUUGGCAGGAAGUCCCGCUUAUGUUGCUCCAGAAGUUCUGAUUGGGAAUUAUUCUGAGAAAGUUGAUAUAUGGAGCGCUGGUGUCCUGCUAUAUGCACUCUUGCUGGGCGUUCUUCCUUUUCAAGGUGACUCACUGGAAGCAGUUUUUGAGGCAAUCAAGAGUGUGAAGCUUGAUUUUCAGUCAGGCAUAUGGCAGUCAGUGUCCAAACCUGCUUGUGAUCUGAUUGCAAGAAUGCUGACAAGAGAUGUUUCAGCUAGGAUAACUGCGGAGGAAGUGUUAAGGCAUCCUUGGAUCUUGUUCUACACAGAGCGCACAUUGAAAUCUUUGUCCUUUAAGUCAAAACAAAAGACCCAAGUGGCAGCUUCCUCUGUGCAAGUAGCUGCUGCGCUUGGCCUCGAGCAAUACGGAAGCAGGAUAUGCUCUGAUUCUGCCAAUGGAGGCUCAAGCCUUCCGUCAUCCCCUAGUCUGAGCUGCAAACCCGAGGAGACUGACGAAUGCGGUUUUGUGGAUGCCCUUUCAGUGGCCAUCUCACAAGUUAGGAUUUCGGAGCCGAAGAGGAGCAGGCUGUGUAGUCCCACAGGCCCAAUAGAACAACAGUGCUCGUCUAACAUGAGGUCUAAUACACUCUGUAAAGCUUUCUGAUCUGCUGACCGACUAAUGACAUCAACAUGGUCAUCUCCAUUGCUUUUAUGUUGGGGAUAAGUUCCGUCUGCGUCUGGCAUAGUCUCCCUGGAGCAAGCGAUGACGAUAACCAGCUGAUUUCGGUGGAAUUGGAAUAGUUGGCUCUGAAUCCUGAAAAUAUGCUAAGUAACUUUUAUUCUUUUAUGCAUUUCAAUAAUGGUCUGAAAAACUAACCAUGUGAACUGAUGGAAUCAUUGUACAGAGAAUGUAAAUAGUUUAUUGAGUA
Syzygium oleosum is the source of this 2092-nucleotide messenger RNA. RefSeq names its product serine/threonine-protein kinase PEPKR2. Lineage: Eukaryota; Viridiplantae; Streptophyta; Magnoliopsida; Myrtales; Myrtaceae. The record is from RefSeq and is a predicted model, not a curated record. The transcript has 4 exons. Gene Ontology annotation, molecular function: calcium-dependent protein serine/threonine kinase activity; calmodulin binding; calcium/calmodulin-dependent protein kinase activity. Gene Ontology annotation, cellular component: nucleus; cytoplasm. Gene Ontology annotation, biological process: protein autophosphorylation; intracellular signal transduction; peptidyl-serine phosphorylation. The coding region runs from base 415 to 1827 and encodes 470 amino acids.